AUGAAUCCCCUUAGAGUUGCUGGAAUCAUGCAUAACCAAUCUUGUUCGUUCCCCGAAGGGUUACGUGCGCAGCUUCUGGCUAGUGUGGAACGCAAUGAUCAAGAUUUCGAUAAGGUGGCAAGCGAAUUUGAGGAAGUGCGGCAACAGCUCUGCUGUGAGGACCCGGGCCUGUCUGUUGGUGAUGUCGGACAGUUAUUCUCUGCCGAAGCGCUCGAACGACAGUGGCGCUUUAUAACGACUGCAACUAAGGAUUCCAACGAGUAUAGAGAGCUAAAAGUCGUCAAGUCAACGGUCAAGAAGUUCGAGUUUGAAGCCCCUUCAAACUACUCUAUUUUUGAUCGCACUUUGGGUGACGAGUUUGCUGCUAUUUAUGCUCACGUUAAGGCUAAACUACCGAGUACGGUGGCAGACGAGCCUAACUCUGAAGAAAGUGGCGAUGAGGUCGCUGAAGUCUUCAGUAGAGACCGCGCUUACGGUACAGAGGAGCCGCUAAAGCGGUCGCCAAAAGUAGCCAAUAGUGCACCGAGGUCCGUUAGCGAUGCAGUGGUGAAAAAUGGUGGAACUAUGGCUAGUUCCUCGCUACAUACGAGGUCAUUGCAGAACCCGAAACUGAUUGAUCAGAUCGGGGCAUCCAAUGCGCCGAACUUGGAGGAUAGAGAGCGUGAUGACGAGUCGAACCACAGGAGAAGAACACCACCUAUCGGCGAACAAGAUGUUGAGAUCGCUAGCGCACACAUGAUGAGGAAAAGUAUGAAAGCAGGGGUGGACAAUGAUGUGGCGAUCCGCUGUUGGCGAGAGAGUCAGAAGCUACCGCGGCCUCCGGGAAGACCAACCAUGAGAGACGAAGAUUUCGUUGGUUGGGAACGAAUGCUAGAGGGGACCGCGAAGGGUAGAGAGGUCAAACAGCGCAAGGAAGAACAUGUGAAGGAAGAGAACCCUUUCAAAUCUGGCAACUGCUUACGUAUGAUUGAGAAAAUGACGGAUCAAGAACGCGCCCGAUACAUUGCUUUCGCAGAGUCCAAGCGGGCUGAAGUGAAUAGGUAA
Perkinsus marinus ATCC 50983 is the source of this 1044-nucleotide messenger RNA. RefSeq lists its product as hypothetical. The transcript has 3 exons. The record is from RefSeq and is a predicted model, not a curated record. Bases 1 to 1044 code for a protein of 347 amino acids. NCBI's taxonomy places the organism in Eukaryota, Perkinsozoa, Perkinsida, Perkinsidae.